Molecule: messenger RNA, 1437 nt
Organism: Carcharodon carcharias (great white shark)
Lineage: Eukaryota; Metazoa; Chordata; Chondrichthyes; Lamniformes; Lamnidae
Product: capping protein, Arp2/3 and myosin-I linker protein 3-like
Exons: 11
Biological process (GO): cell migration; regulation of Arp2/3 complex-mediated actin nucleation
Cellular component (GO): lamellipodium; plasma membrane
Source: RefSeq, a predicted model, not a curated record
AUGAUGGACCGUCUUUGUGUCAAAGUUCACAAUGAUCUGAAGCUGCUGAGGAAUUGUCCGCUUGAGUCUGUCCAGCGGGACACCCGCUACGCAAAGGAGAUGGUGAAAGAUGCAAAGAACUCACGAGCGCUGUUCCCCAGCCUCUAUGAACUGGGACACCUUCUGGCUCUUGAUGGUCCUGUCCGGCAUAAACUCGAUUCAGUCUCCUUGGAUGUCUCGCAGGCUGUGGACAAGGAGGUGCAGAUGCUGUUGGACUCGAUGUUUUGUCUGACCCGUGAACUUUGUCCCUUGGCCACUCGGAAGGCAGAGGCCAAUCAGAAGCUGUGUGGUGUGGCUGACCGCGUGACCAUUUCUCGGACGUUUGUCCGUGGAGUCCUGGUUGAGGAAGCUGGCACUGCCAUCCACAACAAGCUGAAUGAGGUGAUGCUCGCCGUGGUCACAUCACUUACAAACUGCAUCAUGGAUGAGAUUCUUCAGGAACUUUACCAAUCCCACAAAAAACUGGCUCGGCACAUCCUUCACCUGCAGCGACUGGCGGAACAGGACUCACUAACCCUGGAACUGCUCCGUGACAAACAAUCCCGGAAUCAGGAGAAGGAACCGGAGGAAGCAACAGAUGAUGAGCUCUCCACCAGCAUAGAUACACUGGCGAUACGGAGACAGACAGUUCACAGCCGGAAGAUCAGACCCGUCUCUACCUUCCUCAGUGUCAGCGAGCUGGAGUUGGACAGGAUGACUGAAGAUGACUCUGUCUCGGGCAGACUCUCCACGUCCACCACCAGCAGUCAGCAGUCCCACUCCCUUGAGACCCUCGCCGAUCUCCCCACGGAGGGCAGGAAACUCGAACAUCAGACCAGAGUCCGCCCGAGACCCCGCAGGAACAAUCGGCAGCCUCCGACAAAGCUCAACAACGUUCCGCUGGUGGAGAAGGGGGAGGAGAACGGCGCGGGUUCGAAACUGGACGAGGGCCUGGAGAAUUUUUACAACUGGAAGGUCAUCCCCGACAGCGAGGGGACACCGCAGGCUGACCCGCAGAUGCCAGGCGCCCCCGCCUCGGCCCCAGGGCCCAAGAAGUGGAAGUCUCGGAGGAGGGGGGGCCUCUUCAAGUUCAUGAGGGGCCGGUCGGCCCGGGAGGAAAGCGCGCCCGGUCAGCCGGGGCUCAGGCCAGGCUCGAGGGGGAGCGAGGCGGAGGUGGAGGCGGAGGAUUGUCCUGCUCCGUCGAUGGACAGAUGCUACAUGAAGACGAGCAGCUCGUCCAGUGGUUCGGACAGAUUGGAGGAACCCGCUUGGCCCUCAGCCUCACUGCUCCUCAGCAAGCCGCCCGGAAGGAGCCGGAACCUCGAGAUGUUGGAGAUGGAAGGGACGCUGGAGACGGACAGAUGCAGGGAGAUCCCAGGUAGAAUGCACGGAUAUCGGAAGCUACCCGUCCGGAUUUAG